Molecule: messenger RNA, 705 nt
Organism: Dendronephthya gigantea
Lineage: Eukaryota; Metazoa; Cnidaria; Anthozoa; Malacalcyonacea; Nephtheidae
Exons: 8
Coding region: 1-705 (234 amino acids)
Cellular component (GO): cytoplasm
Molecular function (GO): phosphatidylinositol-3,4-bisphosphate 4-phosphatase activity
Source: RefSeq, a predicted model, not a curated record
AUGGAAUUAAGAACUGAUAGUGAGAAAAUGAGUGUCGUACUCCAAGAACUUAAAAUGAUUGCUUUAAACGUUGCUUUUGGCGUCAAGCUAACCUCAAUGGCAGAAAGGCAGAUAGCAACUGAAUUGUUCGACAGACAAGACGAAGGACAGCAUUACCAUUUUGCGGCGAAUUCCGAAGCUGAGUAUAACGACUGGAAUAAACAUAUAAAAAAUGCAAGCUACGAAAAGCUUAAAGAAAAAUUACAAAAACUAUGUGAACAGAUUACCGAGAUGACUGGUGAGCACCCGUUACCGCAUAACCAUCCAUUUCGUGAUGAUAACGACAGCGAGCCUCCAAAACCACCAAAACCGCUUCACAAACCUCCGUUGCUGGAAAUAAGCAUGGCUUGCAAUGAUCUAAAACCAACUGUGGAGAAUAAAUAUCCAAAUGCAGUUAUAGUUGUUAGUACUAUGACCCCUCCUGGAGCAACUUGGUCCAGACUUGCACAGACUGAAAUAAUAGAGCAAAAACGUCACCCAUAUUUCUUGACGACUAUAAGCAUACCUUCUGGUGGAAAUUACAGUGAGGUAACAAGACUAAAACUUGCUGUCUUUGAUGUUCGCGACCGAGAUAAAGAAGAGAUGACUCAUUUGGGUCAGGCAGUUUGUACAAUCAAGGAUAUAUUGGAUUCCACGAAUCAGAAAAUUCAACUUUCUCUUACGUGA